CUGUUAUUGUUUGAAAGUACAGCUCUCCGUUUAGUAUAUUCCUUCAAAAUUAACUGCUCCUUCAACAUCUGUGAGUAUUAGUUCUCCUAUGUAUAUCGUAUGAUCUUGGUUUUAUUAUCCUUGGAAAUGGUUUCCUUUUUGAUUUACCUUCCAUGCACGGACCACAUUCAUUUUGCUUAGGGAAGUUAACGGUAUAAUUAAUUCCUUACUUGUAUUUAUUUUCUAACAUUUGUAUACAUGUAUAAUAUAUAAAACUUAAAAUAAUAACCGUCAUGGCUAUGGCAAGGACUUUAUUAAAAGUCCUUUGGCUAUGGUAGUGAGUAUUGACAAUAAACUGUCACUGUCACUGCUGUUAUAAUGGCAAGAAAUUUUAAUUCAGACUAUAAUCGUAAAUAUUAAGUAACUUGUAACUUGUUAAUAAUUUAGAGCUGCUGUUUUCAUAUGAAAUUAAACAUACUUAGGCACAUCCAAAGAUUUUAUUACUAUUAUCCAUGAGUCGUAAGACGUCAUCGGGCGGGACAUCCGUACCCUCCAUGACAACGAAGGCGCCGCCGCCGUCGGCCGACGCAACGCCAUCCUAUGGUGAGAAACCUCUCAAGAAGCGGCGACUGAAGACGUACUGUCCACCAUCGACAAGCACCUCCCACACACACUUCUACGUGCCGUCUCCGAAGGGAGCCGAGCCGGAAUGGCAACGUGUAUCACGCAGGGAGUUCCAUCAGCAAGGCGAUACGACAUCGCGCUCCGAAGAUACGGUCUGUGCCCCACCAGCACCCGCGCGCUCUGCGAAAAAGCAGCUUGAAGCGCUGUUGCGUAAGGAGUUGGAUUCGAAGCCGUUAUUGGGAGGGGGCGAGUGUGAAGGAGCAAAGGCUACGGACGCAGGGCGACUGAUAAGAUCAGCGGCUUGGCUGGUGCAGGGCGGAUCGGCGCCGCUGCAGACGCAGCGCCUUCGGGAGAUGCUGCUAGACUACUGCCAGCUAUCUGCCGGCGGAUUCAUGAUGGGUGAGCUGGAAGAAGUGUGCGUAGUACUGCAGUACCUCUCAGAGCGGCAGGGCCAGGACGGGGCGGAGCUGCGGGCGCCCCUGGAGUGUCUCAUCACCCUCAUAGGAUGCCCCGUGCGACUUGCACUGGCCUCCGACAUCCUCACACACUUCGAAUCUUUCACGGCUUACUUCACCUUCCUUGAAUACCUGCUGGUGUGCAUGGAAGACGACCAGAUGUUUAUGGUGGCUGCUCGAGGACUGUGCUGGCAGCUGUCUGCAGCAGAUGAAGAGCGAGGGUCUGGAACUGCGAGGAGACACCAGGUCCUGGCAGCGGCCACGACCCUGUACCAGACUGCCGCAAGAAUGCUCGCAUUGGCUUCCGACCGCCGCUUCUCUACCUAUCUGGACAUUGCGCUGUUGCUAGCCUGGCCCUCAGACGAUAAUUGUAUAAGCAUGAUGAUGGAGAAUAUUGUGGAAAAUGUCUGUUACCGGUUCAACCCUUACUUCCCGGACAGGAGACUCAAACCCGAAGAGAUCUAUCCGAAAAACCCACACGACCAGUUCCCAUACAAACUAGGAGCGGCGACGGAGCACCUGCGCCAGGUGUUGUCUCUGCUGCUAGUGCUGGUGAGGUCCACACUGGCGCGGCUCUCGCGGCAUCCGGCGCUGCGGGGCCGCCUGCCUUGCCCUGACCGCUACGCUCAGGUUUGCCUGACUUGGAUAUUCCGGUACACUUGCGUGGCGCGCGAGUGUCGCGAGCAGCGUGCCACGGUGGCCGCGCUGCUGACGGCGCUGCUUCACAUCUACGGGACCAAGCUCGACUACCUGUCCUACUCUAUCAUGCCAGACGUGAUGACUUUGGCAGUGGCGACGGAGCUGCCACAGCGGAAGGGUUGGCUCGGCAAUGUGCCUUUCUCUGCGAACUUAUCCGAUGCUACCUUCAAGAAGACCCUGCUCCGACUGUCCGUGCAUUUCCUACAGCUAUUUCCGAAAAACAUAUUUCUCGUGGAGCACACGGGCUGGUUCCAAGGCCUCACGUAUCUGGUGGACCCUGGGCUGGCCUCUCUCCGCACCAAGUGGUCGUGCAGCAUAUUCGCGGAACUUCGCCAGGAGGCGUUCCAAGCGAUGAUUGUGACACUCCCUAUGGUCCAUUGGAACAUCGUCAGCGAAUACCAACUCAUACGCAGGCUGCUCUGGUAUAUAGAGUGGUACCCCCAACAUCAGUAUGAGGUGGCUACCCUAUACUGGGCGUUGCGUCUGCUCCACGCCGCGUUGUACCAGCGGCGGCGGGUGGAGCGCCGUGCGUCAGUGAGACAGCUGCAUGACGCUCACGGUGUCAACAUCAUUGCUAAUCUAUGCCACACUUUGAUGCGCGAGCGACGCCCACCCAUAGUGAAGUGCCAAGAGAUUCUGUGCAUUGGUCUGAAGAUUCUGACCAGCUCUAUGGAGAACCGAGAGGAAAUCUGCAAGGUCAUGGAAACUGACUUGAUCUGGCCGGAGCACGUUUGCAUACUCGCCAAGAAAACCCUUGAUGUCGUCAUCAAAGCUCUGGACCAACACCUGAUCGUUGGCAAUAAGUAUAUCAUCACAUUAUUAAAUACAAUUUGGGAAUGUAUUAUCUGGUAUCCGACGUAUAGACAUUGGUUUCUGGACAACAAUGGCGUCUACAGACUUCUAGAUCUAAUAACGAUGGUGGGUCGGUGGGCGCAAUGCUUGGUGUUGGCGCUGCUGUGUGACCUGCUGCGAGCCGGAGACGGGGUCAGUCAGCUGGUGACAUGGCGCGCCUCCUUCAACGCCGCCAGUGCUCAUCCGCAGCUUGUGAAGCAGGGUGCCACUAUUGCCACUCUCUUGGCCAGUAUAUCCCGGGACGAAUGCCUCGUCACUGGUGUGAAAAUCGACCACAUGGGCGUCAUUCAAGACACGGAGUGGCCGCUGCGUAGUUUGCCCGAGAGGGAAGAGCCCCGACCCCCGCCCGGGGGCUACAAUGGCCGGUCCCCGCACUGCGAAGCCGCCGCCGACCUCGCCGGCUCUAGGCUGUCCAAGACUUUUGCAAUCCUGUACUUGCUGUCGAAAGAUUUGUCGAGUAAAGUUGACUUGUUGGACGAGACGUAUCAUUUGUACAAACAUGUCCUCCUAACAGUCGAAGACGAGGUGAUGCUGGUGCUCUGUGCGCACUACCUGACGCUGCAGCAGGCCAGCGCAUGGCGUGAGGCGCGCGCUCAGUGGCCGGACCAUGGCGCCACUCCCGACUCACUCUUGCUCGACGAGUUUCAUCAGCUCUCCAGGGGUUGGGGUUUAGAAAUACAGCGCCAGCAAAAAUAUGUGAUAGAGGACCGUGCGAAAGAAGACCAGAAGCGAGAGUCUUCGCUCUACUCUUUCCUGGCCCGCGCCCGCCUGACAAUGGCCCUGGAGGGACUAAAAGAAGCGAAACGCGACGCGCGGUCUACGGACCGCUCUGUGUUGUUACACGAUAUGUUGCGCGACGCAGUGCAAGCACACCAGAGGCGCGUCGACGUCGGUACACCAGAAUUGGUGACUACUUACAAGGCGCCGUUGGAUGAACAACACGUGACGAGUCAGCGCAUGCGUGUGCCGGCUAUGUCCCCCCCAACCCCGUACCCUGGCCCGCAGUCCAUUGAUUCUGUGGCGCUCUGCAACGACGGACUACCCCCACGUCGCGGCCCGACCCGGCCGACCCGGGUGUAGUUAUUUGUAUGAUCGUGUUGGUUAUUUCAAAACUAAUAAUAUUCCUAUCUAACUAA
Plutella xylostella (diamondback moth) is the source of this 3745-nucleotide messenger RNA. RefSeq lists its product as uncharacterized. Gene Ontology annotation, biological process: positive regulation of flagellated sperm motility. NCBI's taxonomy places the organism in Eukaryota, Metazoa, Arthropoda, Insecta, Lepidoptera, Plutellidae. Gene Ontology annotation, cellular component: non-motile cilium; sperm midpiece. The record is from RefSeq and is a predicted model, not a curated record.